AUGCUCGAGCUCGAGCCCGACGCCGUGACCGGCAGGCGGGGAAGCAUCAUCAGCUACGCCUCGCUGCUGUCCUUCCAAGGCGGUUUCACAGUGCCGGCGUACGCCGCCUCCAAGGGCGCCGUCGCCCAGUUGACCAAGAGCUUCGCCAACGAGUGGACAUCCAAGGGUGUGACCGUCAACGCCAUCGCGCCGGGUUACAUCGAGACUGAUAUGAACGAGGCUCUGCUGGCGGACAAAGAGCGCCUCGCCAGCAUCAGCGCGCGCAUCCCCGCCGGUCGUUGGGGAUCGCCCGAAGACUUCCAGGGUACGACGGUGUACCUGGCUAGUCGUGCGAGUGGCUACGUCAGCGGGCAUACGCUGGUCGUUGACGGCGGCUGGAUGGGAAGGUAA
This is a messenger RNA of Verticillium dahliae VdLs.17, 390 nucleotides long. RefSeq names its product 2-deoxy-D-gluconate 3-dehydrogenase. The coding region runs from base 1 to 390 and encodes 129 amino acids. The transcript has a single exon. Lineage: Eukaryota; Fungi; Ascomycota; Sordariomycetes; Glomerellales; Plectosphaerellaceae. The record is from RefSeq and is a predicted model, not a curated record. Gene Ontology annotation, molecular function: oxidoreductase activity, acting on the CH-OH group of donors, NAD or NADP as acceptor.